AUGGCAGUGGUGGCAAAAGCAUGGCUCAAAAGGAUUUGCUCCGCAAGCUGUGCUAGUAAUGUUAUCAAGUUUUCGCCAAGGGACCUGGGCGAAGUAGAGCUCUCCCCAAGAUCACUGGUGCUGAGGUCAAGGUACCCUUAUUCGUUGGUCUACGAGACCAGAGAUGCUUUGUUCGAUACCCAACAGAGGACUAAGACAGAGUACUUGGAGUACAAGUUCAGUGACGUGAUACAGGUAGAGGACGAGGAUGUGCAGCUUGAUACUCAGGUCAUCCCCAAGAAAGAAAGUUUCAAGUACAUGGGGUCGAUCAAUAUCCAAGGGAAUAGUGAGAUUGAUGACGAAGUCACACAUAGUAUUGGAGCGGGAUGGCUAAAACGGAAGCUCGCAUCAGGUGUGUUGUGCAAUAAGAAUGUGCUGCCUAGACUUAAGGGAAAGUUCUACAAAGUGGUGGUUAAACCGACAAUGUUGUAUGGGAUGGAGUGCUGGCCAGUUAAGAAAGCUCAUGUCCAGAAGAUGAAGGUAGCAGAGAUGCAGAUGCUAAGAUGGAUGUGUGGGCAUACCAGGUGA
Lycium ferocissimum is the source of this 567-nucleotide messenger RNA. RefSeq lists its product as uncharacterized. The transcript has 3 exons. The record is from RefSeq and is a predicted model, not a curated record. Bases 1 to 567 code for a protein of 188 amino acids. Lineage: Eukaryota; Viridiplantae; Streptophyta; Magnoliopsida; Solanales; Solanaceae.